AUGCCGCCACUAAACUUCCUAAUAAUUUUACUCUCAAUAAUUUCAAAUGUAUGCAAUGGUGCAAAUAUUUUGGGUAUCGUUGCUUCGCCGUCCUACAGCCAUCAGUUGGCUUACAUGAAUCUAUGGAAGGAAUUGUCUUUGAAAGGUCACAAAGUAACAGUUUUAACAACGAAUCCUCAAAACAAUGCAAACCUCACUGAAAUAGAUUUGAGUGUGGGCUACAAUUUUAUGAAGCAACAAAAAUCGUUUCCAAGAAAUGUUUUGGAUUUUUUUCGAUUUAGCUGUAAUUCUUCAAUUGAAGUGGAUGUUUUGUAUUUUAAUUUGCCCCAAGUACAAGAAUUAAUUAACAAUAAACAUUUGUACUUUGAUGUAGUGAUGGCGGAAAGUUAUAAACCAGAAUUUUUGGUUUUUGGAGAGCUAUUUAAUGCACCAACUAUUUUGUUGACUUCUUACGAAGAUUAUUAUGGAAUUCAUAGAGCUUUUCAAAAUGAUUAUCAUUCUAUUCUUUAUCCAGAUUCAACAGUAUUAUACGCAGGCGAGCUUAAUUUUGUGCAAAGAUUUGCAAACAUUAUAACCCAAUGGAGAUUUGCUGCUAUUCAAAACCAGUGCUUCGUGCAAAGGAAAAACCUUAUUGAUAAAUAUUUCAAUAAUAAUACGCUUACAAUUGAGGAGAUGAUUAACAAAGCUUCGAUGCUUUUUGUUGCUGUCAGUCCAGUUUUACUUUAUCCAAGGCCUGUAUCAAUGAGGACUGUGAAUAUUGGAGGAGGAAUUACAAUAAAGCCUUCUCAAGCUUUGGAAAGAGAUAUUCAAAGUUUUUUGGAUUCAGCCAAAUUGGGUGCGAUUUAUUUUAGCUUGGGAGGCAACGUUAAAAGUGAAACUUUAGGCCACAAAACCAUUGAAGCUAUAAUUGAAAUCCUGAAAAACCUACCUUAUUCGAUUUUAUGGAAGUUUAACAACAAUGGAAGUUUUGUUAUGCCUAAAAAUAUUAUGACUGCUCCUUGGUGGCCUCAACAAGAUGUUUUACGUCAUCCAAAUAUAAAAUUAUUCAUAACUCAAGGAGGAAUUCAAUCAUUGGAAGAAGCCAUCUACUUUGAAAAACCCCUAAUAGGAAUUCCAAUGAUUGCGGAUCAAGAAAGCAACUUGAAAAAGAUGGAGCUUAGAGGGAUUUUGAAGUAUGUCGCUUCAAGCCCACGCAUUGAUCCCGAGGAAUUGAAAGAGGCAAUUUUAGAAGUAAUGGGAAAUAAAACGUAUGUUGACAAUAUUCGGAGAUUGAAUAAAGUCAAUUUGGAUCAGCCAAUGAACGGGCUGGAAAAAGCAGUUUGGUGGACCGAGUAUGUCAUAAGGCAUAAAGGAAAUGUUGAGCAUAUGGUUCAUAAGACGAUUCCUUUUUAUCAAUAUUAUUUUUUUGAUGUUGCUGGAGUUUUAGGUUUAAUUUUGCUGAGUUGUUUGGGGAUUAUUUAUUUGUGCAUAGUAGCAAUAAGACAAUUAUUAAGUGAUAGGAGGACAAAUGUAAAGAAAAUGCUUUAAAUUGAUGAUGUAUUGUAUAGUUAAUAAAAAAAUUGCCAUUUGGAAUAAUUUAUUAUUGAUGUUUAUAGUCAGGUUUUUGAUUAUUGAGUGGCACUCCGGCACGCAUAAGUGAUUUUUGCAGGUUUUAGUCAUUUUUGCAUACAUUAUCGUAAGAAAAAGCUUUCAAAUUUAGUUUAAAGCUUCAAAUAAACUUUUCUACAAACAAUCCAUAAAACUUGAAAGUUUCAAAUCACUGUGAUCAUUAAAAGUACUUUGCACAAAGGAUUUUUUGCAGAUUUUAAUAAUUUUUGCAUGCAUCACCGUGAGGAAAAGUU
This is a messenger RNA of Ceutorhynchus assimilis (cabbage seed weevil), 1841 nucleotides long. NCBI's taxonomy places the organism in Eukaryota, Metazoa, Arthropoda, Insecta, Coleoptera, Curculionidae. The record is from the annotation of a GenBank genome assembly.